AUGUUAGAAGGUACGGUGGAUUAUGACCCGCUGGAAGAUAUUACUAAUAUACUUUUUUCAAAAGAAUCCCUGAAUAACAUAGAUGAACUGAUCAACGUUACCAGAAACUACAAAAAGCAAUUGCAAGAGGACAUCCUCAAGGAAGAGGGUGAAUUGAAUGAACAUCCUAGGGAGUCCGCUGAAAUGGAGGUUUCUCUGAGGAAGGUUUUCCAAGAUUUCAAAGAAACUCAAGAUAUCUCAGCCUCCACUGAGCUGACGAUAUCGAACCUGACAGAAGGUAUCUCGUAUCUGGAUAUUGCCAAGAAAAAUCUCACUCACUCUUUGACUCUUUUCCAAAAUUUAAAGAUAUUGACAGACAGUUACAUACAAUGCAAUGAACUACUUUCACAAGGCUCAUUCCAAAAAAUGGUUUCUCCUUAUAAGAUAAUGUGUUCGCUAGCUGAAAAUACAUUCAUCUCUUAUAAAUCACUGGACGAGAUAAACUAUUUGUUGAGCUCCAUAUCAAGAUUGAAAGCAGACACUUUGUCCAAGAUCAAACAAAACUACAAUGCGCUCUUUUCGAGCGGCAAUAUCUCCGAGCAUGAUACAGCACUUACCAUUGAAUUGCGCGAAGGUGCUUGCGAGUUACUCGACUGUGAUACGAGCACGAAGGCGCAAAUGAUAGAUUGGUGUCUGGACAAACUACUAUUCGAAAUGAAAGAGAUUUUUAGAGUAGACGACGAAGCCGGAUCCCUGGAAAAUUUAUCGAGAAGAUACAUUUACUUUAAAAAAAUUCUCAAUAAUUUUAAUUCAAAGUUUGCAGAUUAUUUCUUAAAAGAUUGGGAAAUGGCAGUCAGACUAACCACCUCCUUUUAUCACAUUACACAUAAAGACCUUCAGAUACUACUGAAAAGGGAAUUUAAAGACAAGAACCCUUCAAUUGAUUUAUUCAUGACAGCAUUACAAUCGACACUAGAUUUCGAAAAAUAUAUUGACGUGCGAUUUUCUAAAAAGAUCAAAGAACCAAAAUUAAGUUCCUGCUUCGAACCUUAUUUGACUUUAUGGGUGUCUCAUCAAAACCAAAUGAUGGACAAGAAGUUUCUUUCUUACAUGAGUGAGCCUAAAUACCCCUCCAAUGAAGCAGAAUCUCUAGUGUUACCCUCUAGUGCAGACCUUUUCAGAACUUACCGUUCCGUACUGACUCAGACCUUAGAGCUCAUUGAUAAUAAUGCCAACGAUGCCAUAUUGACUUCAUUGGCAAAUUUUUUCAGUAAAUGGCUUCAAACUUACUCCCAAAAGAUACUUCUUCCUUUGCUGCUGCCCGACAAUAUUGAGGUCCAAGAUAAACAAGAAGCUGCCAAGUAUACCGUCUUGUUGAUCAAUACAGCUGAUUAUUGUGCCACAACUAUAGAUCAAUUGGAGGAUAAAUUAUCUGAAUUCAGCGGCAAUCCUGAAAAACUGGCAGACAGUUUUGCGAAAACGAAAAACAUAUACGACGAUUUACUGGCGAAAGGAACCUCUUUUCUGUUAAACCGUGUCUUACCCUUAGACCUAAAUUUCGUAUGGAGAGAGUUUACCAACAACGAUUGGUCAAAUACUACAAUAGAAGAUUGUAGCAGGUAUAUGGUAACCCUCAAAUCCGUGCUAAAAGUGCCCGCAUCAGCAGACUCCUCCAUCAAACAACAGCAAGAACAACCUUCUACUUUGGCGUUUAUUUUGUCACAAUUCAAUAGAGAUGUUUAUAAAUGGAAUUUCUUAGAUAAGGUGAUUGAUAUUGUCAAUACUAAUUUCGUAAGCCAUAUCAUCCGCCUUCUGCAGCCUAUUCCGCCUUUCUCCCUGGCGGGCAGCAAAAGAAGAUUUGAAACCAAAACUGUUGUCAACAUUGGCGAGCAGCUUCUUCUUGAUCUAGAAUUGCUAAAGGAGAUUUUCCACACUUUACCAGAAAAUGUCAGCAACGAUUCUGAUUUGCGAGAAAACACCUCUUAUAAGAGGGUGAAAAGACAUGCCGACAACAAUAUAGACCAGCUACUAAAGUUUAUUAAACUUCUAGUGGCGCCUCUAGAUUCUGCUGAUGAUUAUUAUGAGACUUACUCCAAAUUAACUAAUAAUAACCCUGAUUCAGCGGUAUGGUCUUUUGUCCUUUCUUUGAAGGGCAUUCCAUGGGAUUUGGCGUUGUGGAAAAAAUUAUGGAGUGCGUACAAUUUGGAAACAGACGACACUGACGAAGGCAAUAGGCCAGACAGCAACCGCGAUCUUUUCAUAUUUAAAUGGGAUAAGGUACUUCUAGGGCAAUUCGAAAUUAAUUUGGCAAGAAUCCAAGAUCCAAGUUGGUCAAAAUUUGUGGGACAAGAUUUGAAAAUAUCACCACCUGCUAUGAAAAGGAUAGUAUCCACCCCUCAAAUACAACAACAUAAAGAAGAGCAAAAAAAGCAAAGCUUGAGCGUCAAAGAUUUCGUUUCUCAUUCGCGAUUCUUCAACAGAGGCACCUAA
Messenger RNA from Saccharomyces paradoxus, 2469 nucleotides. It is a transcript of the gene VPS53, whose product is annotated as Vps53p. The transcript has a single exon. Gene Ontology annotation, cellular component: GARP complex. Bases 1 to 2469 code for a protein of 822 amino acids. Lineage: Eukaryota; Fungi; Ascomycota; Saccharomycetes; Saccharomycetales; Saccharomycetaceae. Gene Ontology annotation, biological process: retrograde transport, endosome to Golgi. The record is from RefSeq and is a predicted model, not a curated record.